Messenger RNA from Thunnus maccoyii (southern bluefin tuna), 6597 nucleotides. RefSeq names its product mitogen-activated protein kinase 8b (gene mapk8b). Bases 406 to 1560 code for a protein of 384 amino acids. The transcript is spliced from 12 exons. The record is from RefSeq and is a predicted model, not a curated record. NCBI's taxonomy places the organism in Eukaryota, Metazoa, Chordata, Actinopteri, Scombriformes, Scombridae. Gene Ontology annotation, biological process: JNK cascade; protein phosphorylation. Gene Ontology annotation, cellular component: cytoplasm; nucleus. Gene Ontology annotation, molecular function: JUN kinase activity; ATP binding.
CCGGAGCGACUUCCGGGAACGCGCAGGCGGUCUUGAACGCCCCCCUGGUCCUCAUUGUGCAGCCGAGGAAACAUCGCAAGGUUGGUUUCGACGACGUCGGUAUGAAAUGGCAGAAACUGCGUGUGUCACGGAAGCACAAAGAUUAGGUUACGAAGGAGCUACACAUGUAUUUUGCGGUGAUCCCGGCCUGCUAGUGUGAGGGGAACGGGAGUGUAUCCGGAGGAAAAAAAGGGAUUAAAGUGCUGUUUUUCUCCAAAAAAAAUCCCCCCAACGUCCAGGUUGUGUUGUGUGUCCGGGCAGCGAGCGGCGACUGCGGGUCGACACUGCUGGAAUUAACCGGAGAGGGGUCUUGAGAGGAAAGCUCCACUUGGAUGCCCAGUCACAGUGUUUGUCCAAGGCUUCACCAUGAACCGAAACAAGAGGGAAAAAGAGUACUACAGUAUAGAUGUGGGCGAUUCAACUUUUAUGGUUUUAAAGCGCUACCAGAACCUCAGACCCAUCGGAUCCGGAGCACAGGGAAUUGUCUGUUCAGCGUAUGACCACAACUUGGAGAGGAACGUCGCCAUCAAGAAGCUGAGCCGGCCCUUUCAGAAUCAAACUCACGCAAAACGGGCCUACAGGGAACUGGUGCUCAUGAAAUGUGUCAACCACAAGAACAUAAUCGGCCUAUUAAAUGUAUUCACACCACAGAAGACACUGGAAGAGUUCCAAGAUGUGUAUCUUGUGAUGGAGCUGAUGGAUGCCAACCUCUGCCAGGUGAUUCAGAUGGAGCUGGACCACGAGAGGCUGUCCUACCUGCUCUACCAGAUGCUGUGUGGAAUCAAACACCUGCACGCUGCCGGCAUCAUACACAGGGACCUGAAGCCCAGUAAUAUCGUGGUGAAGUCUGACUGCACACUGAAGAUCCUGGACUUUGGCCUGGCCAGGACAGCCGCCACCGGCCUCCUCAUGACGCCCUACGUAGUUACCCGCUAUUACCGUGCCCCUGAGGUCAUCCUGGGCAUGGGCUACCAGGCCAACGUUGAUGUCUGGUCUGUUGGCUGCAUCAUGGCUGAAAUGGUCCGGGGUAGUGUGUUGUUUCCAGGCACUGAUCAUAUCGACCAGUGGAAUAAGGUGAUCGAGCAGUUGGGGACACCGUCUCAGGAGUUCCUGAUGAAGCUCAACCAGUCAGUGAGGACCUACGUGGAGAACCGACCACGGUACGCUGGCUACAGCUUCGAGAAGCUUUUCCCCGAUGUUCUGUUUCCUGCAGACUCUGAACACAACAAACUAAAAGCGAGCCAGGCCAGAGACCUGCUAUCCAAGAUGCUGGUAAUAGAUGCGUCAAAACGGAUCUCAGUGGACGAUGCUCUCCAGCACCCUUAUAUCAACGUGUGGUACGACCCGACUGAAGUGGAGGCGCCACCACCCGUGAUCACAGACAAGCAGCUGGAUGAGAGAGAGCACACAGUGGAGGAGUGGAAAGAGUUGAUAUACAAAGAAGUGUUGGACUGGGAGGAAAGGACAAAGAAUGGAGUCAUCAGGGGACAGCCGGCAUCCAUAGCACAGGUGCAACAGUGAGCAGCAACCCCCAGCAGCACCACCCCUCCACGUCCUCCUCCGCCUCCGCCAGCGACGUCUCCUCCAUGUCAACUGACCUGACCCUGACUGACACCGACAGCAGCCUGGAGACAGCCAGCGCUGCCGCCGCUGCUGCUGUCGCCGCCGCCGCCGCCGCCGCUGCCGCUGCUACAGCAACCGGCCCCCUGGGCUGCUGCAGAUGACUAUCAUCUACACCUCCUCCUGGUCCUGGUCCUGAUCCUGGACUGGGCCUCACCCCCAAGGUCACAUCCAAGACCACAAGCCCAACACUGGCUCCUGGCCCCGCCCCCUGCAUUUGCCUCCUCCCACCUCCUGUCUGUGCUUGUCUUCAGUAGUGUAGCGUUUGGCCAGCUAGCUGUUUGAGAAAUAUUUUGAUUUCUGAAAGGACAGAUCUUUUUUUAUUACAGUUCUAGUCUUUUUUUAAAAUUAGGAUUUCUUUUUUUGUUUGAGUCCUAGCUGUAAUUUAUUGUGGCAUUUCUUAAUUUUUCAGAAACCUAAGAUGAUGAUAAGAGAAUUUUUAUGAUUUCACUAUGUUCCGGUUUGUAUUAACCGACAGUGAGAAUUUAAAGAAAUAUCUGUAAAAUGUUUUAAUGUGAUCUAUUUUUCUGUUGAAAGUCAUUUGUUUCACUUGUAAGCUACUGCUUUUACAACUUGCCAUAUAAAUGUAGAUUGAGUUUGUACAGAUUUUAUGGUAGAUGUAGUUUUAUCUUCAAUACAAGUUUGCAGUGAGCCAUUGAAGCAUAAUUUAAUUGACAAAUGUAUGGUCUUAGUACUCCCCUAUCUAUUUUAUCUCACAUGAUAUGGAUAAUGUUUUAAAUGCAUAUGACAUAUCCAUUUAUAUGAACGGAGAUCAUCUAGAUUUUAUUUGUAAAAAGAUUUUUUUUUUUGAGUCACUACUACUUCCUGCAUUGUAAAAUUUCAGUUUAAUGAAAGCUUUAUAAUUUUCUCAUUCUUUACUUCCUCUUCAGUCAUGAUAUAAUUUCAAAAUUCUGAGAUUCUCACUCACCAAAUGAUUCAAUUUACCUUCUACAUUUAAGCUAUGGGAUUGAUAAUGGCAGAGUUAGGUCCCAUGAGAUAACUUUGAGCAUCUUGAUGACUGUCUUCUGUAUUUUUAAGUGCUUUAAAGUACCUCUUCCUCUUGUCUGCAUCAGGCUGUGUGACUUUAUGGAACUGGGCUGGUGGAAUUGCGUUGGUAAAGCCAGAGGACUUGCGCGUUCUCUGCUGUGACAGUGAGGUAUUGUUAACAGUUCAGGAUUUAGAAAUGUCUUUUUGUCGUGCUUUGGGAGGUUUUUUUUUUGAGACGUAGAGCUGUGUGAGGUUGUAAAAUGGGUGACGGUGUAAGUAGAAUGUGCUCCAGUCAAGUAGGGAAUUGUGAUAUUGAGAACGCAUGUGAACGUGUUGAUAUUUGGUGUCUUUGAGGAGGGAUAGAGGUUCUGAAGCCUGAUGGAACAGUGUGCAAAGAUGUCUACUUCCUACUACCAGAUCCUGUUAUUAGUAAUGUAACUAAUGUACUUCUGUGAAUUUGGAAAUUUGAAAGUGAUUUUCUAAAAGUUGGCCAAACACUUUGCAUACCAGACUUGCCUGCAAUUGUGAAUAAAACUAAAAGAACCUAAAACUUGGCAUGUUAAACAGCAGCACAAAUGGACAAAAAUAGAGUCAAAGAAAACAAAUUCUUACUGUAUGCAAUAAUGGUGCCCUUUUUGAGUGUUUUUGAUUUUGUUUUAAAAGGAAAAGUGCCUGUUGUUUGCCAUUCAUUCCUGAGUAUGUGGGAGGAAGUGUAUUCAUUCUGUGUAGGUUUUUAUGGCGUCUGGGUAACAACAGUAGUUUCCAUAUCAAACCGAUACUCGAUGAUGGGGUUGUAGUUCUCACAAAUGUAUUGUAUAUUUUUCUACUUGUUUUGAUUUUGACCCUUGAGGGAGCCUGUAGUGUCUUGCAGGGUAUGAAGGUGAUGAUGUAUACGCUGGGAUGCUUCAGCACGUGUUUGAGUCAUUUCAGAAGAAAAGGCAGUUUUAUCAAGGUCUUUCAUCAAAGUAAAAAGAAGUGUUUCUUUGCAGUGACAGCAACCGAAAUAUAGGUUAAUAACAGUUUUUUGGCUUUUCUUUGAGUACUAAUUUAAUGUGAUUAUUGUAAGAGAAGAAUGAACCUUACAGUUCAACUACUGGAUCAAACUAACAAAUGAAAUCUGCUACUGCAUUUUAGUCAGUAUUUAGUGGAUGGUUUCGGAGAAUGUUUACUAUGGGAAAAGGCAGAUCGAUGUUUUAGUUAUGAAUACAUUUCUAAGAGGCAGAGCCAAACAGCCACAGUGUUCCUGGUUAAUUAAUGUUGAGCUGGUCCAGCAACUGAGGACAUGGCUAAUAUUAUGUGACACUUAAUAUGUAUAAUGUAUAAUGAUACAACCAUAAGUUUUUCCAGUUUGAAAUAGCCAUGCUAGCUUAUAGUUAUCUUGGCAAGAUGAUUGAGAUGGUCUGAAUUUUGGCACCCAAAUCACAAAUAACACAUGGUCUUACAGAAUAAGUCACAGGAGUUGAUGCCAUUUAUAUUUUCUGUUGUAUUUUUUGUGGUUAGGGAAGAUUAUUUCUGCCUGCUAGAAAUGUUUGCAUAACUAAAGCUCCUAUCUGCAAAAGCAGAGUCUGGAUAUAUUGUACUCGUCAUGGAUCAUAAGCAGGUAUUGUGGAUGUUGACAGCAAAGGCAUAAACAUCACUGUGCUAGGAUUGUCUAAAUGUAUAAUACAGCACUGUCUAGAACCUGCCCUGGUCUUUGAUGUGGAUGUUUUUCUGGGAAGCUCAAAGCAAAGUUGUUAGGAAAGGUUGUCUUCAGACUGUAGCCUACGUUGUAGCUCUUUGCUGUGCUCUGUUUAGCCAAUUUGAUAUUGUCUACCAAUAAUAUGUCAAGGUUCUGGAUUGGGUUGCACCAGCUAUUUGUACAUCCUAUACUAAGUUUGUGUGUAAAGUAACUACAGGCUAUUUUCAAACAAGUGAAAUCAGGUUGCACCAUAAAAAACUAAGGGAUGUCUAAGCUAGUGCUGUCCAAUCAAAAGCUACUGUAGCCAGAUAGUCAUUGUAGCAUUUGUGCAGUCAUUUUUGGAGUCCAAAUGAUAUAUCAAACUUAACUAUAUUUACAGAAAAACUUAGUCAUUUUGUUUUAUUCACCUAUGCACAUAAAUAUGAGUUUAAAUAUGAGUUAGUAGCCAUACAGUUUACUAUAAGUAAGAAAUAUCUCAUUAUGCUAACCUAAUCAAUGUCAUUUGGUUAUAUCGUCAGGCUAACGUUAUUGGCAUAUAUUUUGUAAUUUGUAGAUUACGCUAUUUUUGAGGAAUGUAAUUUAAAAUCUUCUGAGUUUACAUCAUUAUUGCAGCAUUUUAUCAAGUGUCUAGUCAGAACAUCGACCAUAUCACCUUACCUCUUUUACCUUUCACUCUUAACUGGUAAUAUAUUAACUAGCUCAUGUUAGCUUUGUCAAUUAGCAACCCAGUUAAUAUAUUAGCAAGCUCAUGUUACCUUUGUGAGUUAGCUACGCAGUUAACAGUUGUUAUAUUAGCAAGCUAACGUUAGCUUCGCAAAACAGUUAACCUGGCAAUUAAUGAGUGUAAAUAUUCAGUAACAACUAAUCUAUUACAACUAGUUUGUGUGGUGCAACCCUUUUUGAUUAAGUGAUACACAAAUCUAAGUUUGAAUUCACGAACAGCUGGUGCCACUGGCUCCUGCUGUCUUUUCAGCCGCCAGAAUUUAAAAGGAAUGGUUUGGUAAUUGUUGAGCAUCAAGAGUGUGCUUGUAAGGUACAGUGGUAGCAACUACAGAGCCAGUUUAGUACAGCACAAAGCAAAAUUAAACCUGCAGCCAGUCAUAGUAGAUUCCAACAACAAAAAAUUAAGAUUAUCCAGUAGUAAAUGUGUAUUAGUAUUUUGACAAAGGGUAAAAACUAAGACUUCAGCAGUGCCACAUCUGUAAGAAGGCAGCAAUAGCAGGGAGAAAAUCCGUGACAUGUAUCCAUUUGUACUAUUAGCCCAUUUAUCAUAUUAGCAGAAAAAAAAUCAAUCAGAAAAAACACUUUGUUGUUUAAAGUGCUCUUAAUUUUCUUAGCCUAACAAUCGGGGCUUUAAUUGGAGUAUUUUGUGUUUUUUCUUCUUAGGUUGUUGUUGCUUUUUUUUAUUAUUACUGCAUCUCUCAAAACAAUGUCAUUCAAUGUCAUGUCAUGAUUUAAGUCGGCUUUGAUGAACUACCUCACGCUGAAUUUCUGCCAGUUCUUGCAUAUACUUGGUCGCCUGCAGAAUUAGCUAUCGAAGACGUGUGAAUAACAGAUUCCAUUAUUUAUUUAUUUGAAAGUGUACUAUUUGUCGGUUUCAACAGACUUCUAGUUUUGUACAUUAUGUAUACUUCACCUAGAAGUAAGAGAAUUGUUAUAUGUAUUUUUGUUCUUUUUUUUUUUUUUUUUUUUUUUUUUUUUUUGGUUUUGUUUUUGUUUUGUUUUUAAACUAAAUGUGCAAUACCUUCAGCAAACUGUGCUAGUAGUAUGUGAUGGGCCUAGCCUUUGUUAGCUGUCUCCUGAAGGUAAAGAAAAUGUUUGGUACUGUCAAUCCAUGUUUUCCUUUUUUUAUGAAUAAGAUCAAUUUUUAUUUCUGUGACUUGUUUAUAGUCAUAAUGUUGCGUAAUCAGUCUUACCCACCAAACAAAUCUGUCAGCCGGGGUUUGAUGCAGGGGCAGGAGGUUCUUUCAGUCACACAUGGUUGACAGAUUUUGCUUUGGGACGUGGUAAGUACAAUAAUGUUAAAUAAACACAAAAAAGAUGAGUAAAUACCUACAAGAAAUCAUUAUAUGUAUGGUGCUGGUUUGUAAUGUUUGCUAGUGAAUCCAGCCAUGCAAGUAGUUUUAAGAAUUCCUGGAUCUGCGCGUCCCAAAAACCGCAACCAACGAAGAAGUGCACUACUAGAAUACAUGCACUGGGAUCUGAGGAUGCCACCUCUUAAAAAAUACAAAAACAAAAAAACAUGUACUGCAAAUAAAAGAAAUACACUUUGA